GUCGUGUCUCAGUUUCUCCUGGCAUGGCCUUUCUAAUCGCGGAGGUCAAAUGUGCGAAUAUUGCAUCAUCCGGACGAUCCCCAUCCAACUCCGAGGUUGUGUCACACACCAUGAAUUAGUGGUGAAACCUUGAGGACCUGGGAGUCGAGUAGAAAUAGAGCUAAUUUGUGGAUGUUGGCACGUGUUACCCGUCUUUCUCUUCUUUUAAACUCAUUGCCUCAGGUGUGAAUUCAACUCUUCAGCUCGGAGUUCCGUUCGAGCGAUUCCUAGUUCUAACGCACAUCAUCGUGAUAGCAGCUCUGGAUAGGAAAUGUCAAAGCCAUUGCGAGUCAUCGUCAUCGGCGCAGGUCUGUCCGGCCUUGCCAUCGCACAGGGGCUGAAAAAGAAUGACAUUGAUUGCGUCGUAGUCGAUAAAGAAUCCACACCCCGUGACAGAAACUGGGGCGUCACCAUCGCAUGGAGCCAUCCAUUCCUCCAGAAACUUUUGCCCGAAAACCUGUGGAAUCGCCUCCACGAAUGCCAGCCAGACCCUGCGUUGGACUCAAGGGAAGCUGGGUGCGAAAGUGUCAUCAUUCGCGAUGGGCAGUCCGGCCAGACAAUGGUUGAACCACCAUUUCCCGGCGUAAGGAGACUGAACAUACAGAAAACCCGAAGAUCUUGGGGCGAGUGUGUGCACGUCAAAUUUGGCAAGACCAUCACAGGCAUCACUCUCGAGGCUGAUUCAGUCACUGCGCAUUUUCAGGAUGGCACCUCAGAAACUGGCAGCGUACUCAUUGGCUCUGAUGGGGGUGGGUCCUGGGUGCGUCGCUUCCUUUUAGAAGACGCAGCAGAUGCCCAAGUUUUGCCAUACAUGUUCCUCAACUUCCCAAUUCGGUAUCCUGCUGAACAAGCCCGGAAGAUGGAAAGGAUGAUGCACCCCAUCGUCGACGUGGGUAUCCAUCCCAAGUCCAUGUACAUCGGCAUAUUCCUGCUCGACAAGCCCGACCUUUCGAGACCCGAGACAUGGAUCUUUUACAUCUUAGCCACAUGGCCCAAGGGCGAAAAUGAUGUCGUCGAGGAUAGGAAUUACGUGGAUGAACUGAGGCAGAGAAUGAAUGGAUGGGCCGACCCGUACAAGUCUGCGGUCGAAUGGGUUACGACGGAUAUUCAAGCAAAGCCAGUGCCUCUCAAGAUAUGGGGCACCAAGCAGUGGGAUAACCGUGGUGGCAGGGUGACUUUGAGUGGCGAUGCAGCGCACAGCAUGACAUUUCAUCGGGGCCAAGGAGCCAACAACGCGAUCUGUGACAGUGAACGGUUUGUUUCGGCCAUGGUUUCCGUCAAAAAUGCAGACAGAAGUAUCAAGGAUGCUUUGGAUGCCUAUGAUGCCGACGUACUUAGGAGAGGGGCUCAGGAGGUGGAGGUCUCGAGGGUUCAGACGGAUGCACUGCAUGAUUACGCUAACUUUUUCAAUAGCCCUAUUAUGCAGCACGGCAUAAAACCAACUAUUGACAUCAACGCCAACGAUGCUGAUAAGGUGUAG
This is a messenger RNA of Pseudomassariella vexata, 1519 nucleotides long. Its product is annotated as monooxygenase. NCBI's taxonomy places the organism in Eukaryota, Fungi, Ascomycota, Sordariomycetes, Amphisphaeriales, Pseudomassariaceae. The transcript has 4 exons. Gene Ontology annotation, molecular function: FAD binding. The coding region runs from base 311 to 1519 and encodes 402 amino acids. The record is from RefSeq and is a predicted model, not a curated record.